AUGAUCGCACGCCGACGUCGAUGGGAACCAGCCUCGAAGCACCGACCGGUACACAUCUACAUUUUCGAGAAAGCCAUCGAGACGCUGUCACGAGCUUUGCUGCUCAUUCAAGUUGCGCUUGAUGCAGAUCUUCCACUACGUCAGCGCUGCAACUUGUUUCUGGAGAUUUUUGGCAACUCUCGCGUCCAAGAGAGGACGAGUGCCUACAUCGAAGAUCAGGCAAAGCUACUCGUUGACUUCGUGUACAAUGAUCGCGGCCCAUUGGCAGGUCUAAUUGACCUCUCCCACUUAAAGCUGCGCACUCACGAUGAUCUCAUCGAUUCGUUCCAAAGCUGGUUUCAGCGUGUCACGUUUGACGUUGACACUCUUCGAGACCAUCGUCUUCGCCACUAUUACGAAGUUCGCUACGAUUACCGUGACAACCUCAUUGACUGGGAUUACACCAUGAAGCUUAAGAAAAUUGAGAAUGCCGAUGUAAUUCACAUUCGCCAGUAUCGUGACUGGCGAAACUCUGGUGUGGCCUUUGAAUUUGGAGACCAAAUGUAUACAGUGCCGAACCGCACAAUGGCAGCAUACACAGAGGCGAAGAAUAAGCACCACAAAUCCGUGCUGUGCAGAGGCUUGUGGACAGAUAUCAUUGUGAGCCCGUAUAUCUCGUUUGGAGUUCACUGUGAAAAACCAAACAGAUUCGUGGAGCAGCUCUUCGAGAUUCACAACAAAGGGACAGGGGUCGAACAGAAUCGCCAUAACACAGUCGAAGUUGCGGUGUACAAUGUGCUGUCGUAUUUGUACGAGAUCGAGACAGGGAAACGAUAUCAGAUGGGAGAGGUUGUUCCGCUGACAGGGAACAUUGAGGACUUGUUCUCCAAAAAGCGCUAUACGGGGCUCUUUGACUACGCGUUUAUUUCAUCGCAACAAUGUCGCACACUUCAACCCUCAGAAGGUGAGAAGCAUCAGACAACAGCAGCUAUCACAAACAUCUUGAAGGACGGUGCGGCCGUUGACAUCGAGUCUAGUGUAUUCAUGCUCCCGCUUCAAGUGGAGCAAAGAGCGCUCUACGUGACAAAGCUGCAGGAAUGGACUGCUUUUCAUUCGCUGAAACCCACGUUUGACUUUAAUGGCAAGAUCGAGCCUUCUAACGACGACAUGGCUGAGAUCAAGAACACAGUGCUGCGAUUUAUCUACGGGAUAAAGAAAGCGAAUGCUGUUUCACCCAUCUCCCAGAGCUAA
Molecule: messenger RNA, 1230 nt
Organism: Phytophthora infestans T30-4
Lineage: Eukaryota; Oomycota; Peronosporomycetes; Peronosporales; Peronosporaceae
Exons: 8
Coding region: 1-1230 (409 amino acids)
Biological process (GO): motile cilium assembly; axonemal dynein complex assembly
Source: RefSeq, a predicted model, not a curated record